CGGCUUAGACAAGCAUAAAUAUAAUCUACCAGAACGACAAUACUCUCUUACCAGCUUUCCUCGUUUCUUCCUUUACAGUAUAUCGCAUCUCACCAAGAGAUCACUUCGUCCGAUCGCAUCACUACUGUGGUUCCAUCCCUCCCUUGGAACCCAACCGUCCGUGCAGCACAUUGGCUUGUCUACCUGGCGGCCUUGAGCAAUAUUUCUCUUUGGAAUCUCGACCUGGGUCAGCUUUGACAGAAUCUCGGUUUCCAGUUCAACCAGCCACUGCUUUGCUACAGCCGAGCACCCGGAACAACACUCUCCUAUUACAGCUCCGACGAUGUCACCAAUCAUUCCACCCACCGACGCCGCAUACGCACAGUCCCUGCUGGCUCACCCUCCGCCUUCAGAACCAGGUUUCAUCCAAAGCACUAUCAGCACACUCAAUCUCCAAGAUCACAUCGAAGGAGGCUACUUCGUCGAGACAGACCGUGACCAUCUCCUGGUCCCUAACCCAUUCAAGAACCUCCCGCUCCUUGCCAACGCCACAUCCAAAGAUCACUCAGAAACCCGACACGCAAGCACGACAAUAUACUACCUAAUCGGCCAGAAGAGUCCAGUCGGAUACUUCCACCGCAACCGCGGACGUACCGUUCACACCCUGCACCGCGGCCGAGGCCGCUAUGUCAUCAUGCACUUUGACCAACGCGACCAGAAUGGCCAGAUCCCAAUCGAGACGUUCGUGGUCGGCCAAGAUAUCGAGGCCGGCGAGAAGGUGCAAUGGAUCGUAGAAGGCGGCAAGUUCAAGGCCAGCUUUCUCCUGCCGGACUCAUCUCGUUACGAUGCUACCGCCGCUGACGGAGCGGAGACGGGCAGUGAAAAGGGUCUACUGAUUAGCGAGACGGUGGUGCCAGGUUUCGAGUUUUCAGACCACGACUUCCUGACGGCAGAAGGCAUGGCCGAAGCAUUGACGGACGUCCAACGAGAAGAAAUGAGAUGGCUUCUCAAGAAAGGCGAGCAAGCACGGCUGGACCAAGUGGUCAAGCAGAAAGCCUAGUCGAUUGCUCAGUACCUUUUGAGUCACUACAGUAGUUAACUUCAGACGUCAUGCAACCCAGAUAUCGCGUACGAUGCUG
Messenger RNA from Exophiala viscosa, 1118 nucleotides. RefSeq names its product RmlC-like cupin domain-containing protein. The transcript has a single exon. Gene Ontology annotation, cellular component: intracellular anatomical structure. The record is from RefSeq and is a predicted model, not a curated record. NCBI's taxonomy places the organism in Eukaryota, Fungi, Ascomycota, Eurotiomycetes, Chaetothyriales, Herpotrichiellaceae. The coding region runs from base 323 to 1039 and encodes 238 amino acids.